This is a messenger RNA of Danio aesculapii, 3471 nucleotides long. RefSeq names its product caspase a. NCBI's taxonomy places the organism in Eukaryota, Metazoa, Chordata, Actinopteri, Cypriniformes, Danionidae. The record is from RefSeq and is a predicted model, not a curated record. Gene Ontology annotation, molecular function: cysteine-type endopeptidase activity. Gene Ontology annotation, biological process: proteolysis. The transcript has 7 exons. The coding region runs from base 81 to 1235 and encodes 384 amino acids.
UGGAAAAGUGAAAGAAACCCUUAGGCGACGCAUUGUGUUCACAUUAAGCUUCUUCAUUCAGUCAGCGCCCUGGGCUAAACAUGGCCAAAUCUAUUAAGGAUCAUCUUCAGGACGCUUUUAGUGAUAUUGGGGCGGAUAAUAUAAGAAGGUUUCAAAGCAGACUGGGCGAUCGGAAGCAGGAACCGCGCGUCCGAAAAUCUACAAUCGAAAAGCUGAAAGACGAGAUAGAUCUGGCUGAUUUAAUGGUCAACACUUUCACAUCUAGAGACGCAGUUUCUGUAACAGUGGACAUUUUGAGGGCGAUCAAGUGUAAUGCAGUAGCAGAGGAGCUCUUGGAGAACACAAGGCAAGGAGGAGUUUCCCAGCCGGAGCCACCUGUACCAGAACCAAUUCCGAAGCAUCCAGCUCAGUUGAAUGAACUGAAGGUUACUCCAUGCAGCCAGCAAUUUAAAAACAAAAUUCUUAGAGAAAAAGGACAGGAGAUUUAUGAAACAAAAGAGAAAUCUGUCCGAAAACGGCUAGCCCUGCUUAUCAACAAUGUGGAUUUUGACGAUAAGGCUAUGAAAAGGAGCGGUGCAGAAAAAGAUGAAGAGAACAUGGAAAAGCUGUUAAAGGAGCUGGAUUAUCAAGUUGUCAAGAGUUCAAAUCUUUCAGCAAAGGACAUGGAUGAGGCCAUCAGGGACUUUGCUCAACGUGAGGAACACAAGUAUUCAGACAGUGCAUUUGUGGUUAUAAUGUCCCACGGCAAAAGGGACGCCAUUAUGGGUGUCCAUUACCAUAAGACAAACAACCCUUCUGAUUCCUUUCCGGUUGAUAAUGUCUACCGCCAUCUGAACUCAGAGAAUUGUCCAGCUCUGCGCAAUAAACCAAAGGUUAUUCUUAUCCAAGCCUGCAGGGGAGGUGAGCAUGGCCGUGUUUGGGCCAGUGAUGGUGAGCCUGAUGAGUCAAUGGAAAUAGAGGAUGAUGACUUUGUGCAUAAGGAGAAAGACUUCAUUUCUCUGAUGUCGUGCACCCCAGACACCAAAUCUUACCGGCAUGUUCAGAAUGGAACGUUUUACGUCCAAACCGUAGUGGAUGUGUUCAUGAAAUGUGCACAUGAGGAUCACAUCGAGGAACUGUUCAGGAAGGUUCUAAGACGUUUCGACACCCCAAAUAUGAUGGGAAACUACAAGCAAAUGGCAUGUAAAGACAGAGCAACGCUGCCGAAGUUGUUCUACCUGUUCCCCGGACUCUGAUAUCCAGGAGUCAAUUAUAAGUUCACAUCUGUGAAUUUUAGACAGCCGUGUGCAUUUGCUUCUUCAAUGAUUCCUGAAAAGACUUUACAGUAUGUCUAAAAAAUAGCUUUCAAAUGAAGGAAAAAAAUGAUAUAAACUGACUUAAAUUGUUUACUUGCAUUCCUCUGAACUAAAAACCUGUUCUGAUACAAAACAUUCCAGUUUCACAUAGACAUGGCUGUAUUUGUGACCUGUGUUAUGUGAAAGCCUGAAGAGCUCAUAACACCACAAGCAGAAAUUAAAACACACCUUCAAAAAAAUCUGAAAUUGAUUGAUUUUAAUAUGAUCAACACCAAUCAAUUGAGUUAAUUGUUUUUACAAAUUUAAGUGGAUUCAACAUAAAACAAUUAAGUUGUCUAAAAAAAAACCUUAAGAAUUGUGUUGGUUCAACUCAUUUUGAAUAAGUAGUUUGUACAAACAGCAAGCGUCAUUUUUUGGAGUGCAUAUGGCUAUAUCCAACAUAGGCUCAUUCUGAAAAUGUAGCCCUAUAUACAUCUCUGGAGAUCCUUAAUUAUGUAUUCAGAAGUACGUAUGGCUGCAUUUCAUCUUUAAAACAAACACUACGGGGCGGUAUGAUAUUGUUCCUUUUCACGCUUACCAGCUGACUGCUUACCUCCAUAUGGACUGUUUUCCGGCAGUUACCAGUUCAUCUGGUAGCUCACCAUGUACGUCAGCAGACUUGAGAUGCAGAGAGGAGUUGACCACAAUGACGGGGUUCGAGUCCAGUGAAGAACGGUUCCAGAAAGCAGUUAAGACAAAAACAGAAGCCAAAGAAUAAAAUAAACAACCAACUAACACGGUAUGAAUGUGGUGAAACGUGGUAAAAAUCAGGCGAGAGGUUUUCUUUUUCAGGAUUGCUUUAUAAAUUUGUCGAUUGGGAAGUGGGUGUGCAGGCCAAUUGGUGCUUUUGAAAACACUAUUGGUUGGGUUUAGGGAAGGAGGAGGGUGGAUCAGUCAAUCAGUCAUUUAGUCAGUCAAACAGUCAGUCGACAGCGGCAUCUGGUGGAUUUACUCAAGAAGAGCAGGCUCGAAUGGCACUCACCAUAGAAAUUUGAGAUCUCAAAAAGCAUACACAGCAGCCUCUCGUGGAUUAGCGAAAACAAAAACUGCAAAAAAACAUACCUCCUGGGACGUAUUUGAUGGUCUCCAGAAAUAUAUAUAGAAGUACGUUUUCAGAAUGAGCCUGGGUUGUCUAUAUCUGUAACCAUUUGCUGUCCAAAGUGCAUUUUAAAUGCAGCUUAUGACACCAUCUCUACAAUAUCUCAUUGAUUUACAUUACAAACAGUCCAAAAUUUAUAUUUUUUGGCCAUCAGCAAUUUUACCAAAUCUCUGUCUGAGUUUUGUUGGUUUGUUUUGAGCUCUUUGGGUAUUAUUAUAUGACCCAUAAACAUCUGAUAUACAACUAUAGUGAAAUAACCUUCAUCUUCAAUCACGACAACUGAAAACAUUUAUUAUUCUCACAAGAUGUCAUUUUUAGUGGGAGAAAAUGUCUCUAAAUAGAAAUACUUUUAUUUGGGAGAAAUGUGUUUGACUUUUAUAGAAUAAAACAAAUAUUAAUAUUUUACUCAAACUUAUACCUAAUAAAUCCAGAGGAACUGAGAAUCCUCCAGCGCUCACUUUAUGCACUGUAUUACAAAAGCUAUAAAACUAAAUGCAAACUCAAUGUCAUUGUCUUUGAUUAUAAAAAUAUGAAUAAUAAUAAUACCACAGUGUUAUUAGUUUUCCAAACAUGUCAUUUUUUAUUAAAUUAUGACAAUAUACCUUGGAGGCCAGUUCCAGUGUCUAUGAAGUAGACUGAAUAACAUUGAGGAAGUGAAAGCAGUUGCAUUAGUUUCCGGGCACAACAUGGAGCUAUGAGCAGUUUCAGAAGGGUCUGAUCACAUGAAACCUGCAGAGAAAACUUCAAAUCGCUGUGAGCUAGUGACAAUGAACUACGGUUAGUCACAAAAUCACAGCAGUAACGAGAAAGGCAAGUCAAGUUUAGCUUUAGUGUCAUUCCGCUACAUGUGUGGACAAUUUCAGAGGGGGGAAAUUGACUGGAGUUGAGGGCUCUAACAGCCUGUGGGAAGAAGCUGUCGAGUAGGCUAGCUGAGCAGGCUCUAAUACUUCGAAACCUUUUCCCCCCCCUUUCCACCCCCGGUCUUCACUUCGCCUUUCCCACAAAACAACCCCACCCCCCCGGGUUUGUACUUUGCGU